Messenger RNA from Spodoptera litura, 854 nucleotides. Its product is annotated as zonadhesin-like. The record is from RefSeq and is a predicted model, not a curated record. Lineage: Eukaryota; Metazoa; Arthropoda; Insecta; Lepidoptera; Noctuidae.
AGGCUUUUAAUUUCUAAUUAUCCAUAAGUUUGAAAUGGCAAACCCACAUUGAACAAGCGUAGCCUCUUCGGCUUCGCUCAGCAGUGAGCAUUUAUAGGGUGUUGAUGAUGAUGAUAGUGACAAUAUCGUUCCUUUCGAAGUAAGCUAAAUAAGCGAAUUAUCAAAUUAAUUAUUGUGUGUUCUUAUCAAAUAAAACGACGUGUGACGUGGGCAAGAAGUGUGUAUAUAUACAGACAUACGCGCUGACGGUCAGUAUUGUGAAGAGCCGGCAACAUGUUGAAGUGUGCAGUGCUACUGUCUGUCUGUUACCUGGGCCUGGUGAUGGCUCAGGAGCUAUCUGACAAUGUAAAUCCAUCUGUAUAUCCACCAGAUUGUGGCGAAAACGAACAUUUUGGAUGUACCUAUGCAUGCCCACCAGAGAAGACCUGUGAAACUCGUUUGAUUAAUGUAAUUUGUCCAGGUGUUGUGAUGCCUUGCAUCCCGAAAUGUAUUUGUAAACCGGGUUACUACAGGGAUGGUCCAGAUGGCAAGUGUAUAUCCGAAGAAGAAUGUGGACCAGCUUGUCGUGAAGGCGAGGUGUACAAGGAAUGCAGAGACCCUUGUAUAGAUGAGAGCUGUGAUGCCUUGGGGAGCUCUAUUCCAGGCUGCGAGAGUCCUGAACCCUGCGAACCAGGAUGCGCUUGCAGAGAUGGAUUCUAUAAGAUGUACAACUUCUUAUGCGUUCCUAAAUGCUAUUGUCCUGGGUUCAGGGAUUCACCAGAAUGUAGAAAUUAAGCUUUGUCUCGUGAUAACUGUUUUCUGAUCAAAUUAAAAAAAUUAAAAUAUUUUGUGUAUUAAAACGUGAAAAAUUUUAA